This is a messenger RNA of Anguilla rostrata (American eel), 3969 nucleotides long. It is a transcript of the gene camk2d1, whose product is annotated as calcium/calmodulin-dependent protein kinase (CaM kinase) II delta 1. The record is from RefSeq and is a predicted model, not a curated record. Gene Ontology annotation, biological process: protein phosphorylation. NCBI's taxonomy places the organism in Eukaryota, Metazoa, Chordata, Actinopteri, Anguilliformes, Anguillidae. Gene Ontology annotation, molecular function: ATP binding; calcium/calmodulin-dependent protein kinase activity; calmodulin binding. Bases 369 to 1910 code for a protein of 513 amino acids. The transcript is spliced from 20 exons.
CAAUGAUCUGUAUGCGUCCCAUAGCACUGUAUAUUCGAUUCUGAAAUAGAGUGUACGGCUAGGGGGAGGUGUCGCGCAGUGUCUGGGACCAGGAAGCGCUCUUACAGAAAUAGUAUCGCGCACAGUGUCUUGCGCCAAAGACAGAGCUGCUGGUUUCAAAAACCCGUGGUGUUACGAAUCUCUCCGUGGUUCUGUGAGCGGUUGUAGGUAGAGCGUAGUUGCCCCCUCACUGGACUCCUUGUUAUAUUGAUUUAUUUUUGUUUGGAGCAAAUAUAGCUUCCACUUAAAGACGGGAAUAAGGGUGACUAUCUGGAGAAAGAUAUUGUAGAAAGAAGAAGAUUUUCUUUUCCCAUCUAGUCCACAUCACCAUGGCUUCAACAACCUGUACCAGGUUUACUGACGAAUAUCAACUUUACGAGGAGCUUGGGAAGGGCGCGUUCUCUGUGGUGAGGAGAUGCAUGAAGAUCUCCUCUGGACAGGAGUAUGCUGCCAAAAUAAUCAACACCAAGAAGCUCUCGGCUAGGGAUCACCAGAAGCUGGAGCGCGAGGCUCGGAUCUGUCGCCUGCUGAAGCACCACAACAUCGUGAGACUCCACGACAGCAUAUCGGAGGAGGGCUUCCACUACCUAGUCUUUGAUUUAGUCACUGGUGGGGAGCUGUUCGAGGACAUUGUGGCCAGAGAAUACUACAGUGAAGCUGAUGCAAGUCACUGUAUUCAGCAGAUUCUAGAAAGUGUUAAUCAUUGUCAUCUAAAUGGCAUAGUGCACAGGGACCUGAAGCCAGAGAAUUUGCUUCUGGCCAGUAAGCUGAAAGGGGCUGCCGUGAAGCUGGCGGACUUUGGGCUAGCCAUUGAAGUCCAGGGCGAUCAGCAGGCCUGGUUCGGGUUCGCUGGGACUCCGGGUUACCUGUCUCCAGAGGUCCUGAGGAAAGACCCGUAUGGAAAACCGGUGGACAUGUGGGCCUGUGGCGUGAUCCUCUACAUCCUGCUGGUGGGGUACCCGCCUUUCUGGGACGAGGACCAGCACAGGCUCUAUCAGCAGAUCAAGGCCGGAGCUUACGAUUUUCCUUCUCCUGAGUGGGACACGGUGACCCCUGAGGCCAAAGACCUGAUCAACAAGAUGUUGACCAUCAACCCAGUGAAGCGCAUCACUGCCACAGAGGCCCUGAAGCACCCCUGGAUCUGCCAACGGUCCACAGUGGCCUCCAUGAUGCAUAGGCAGGAGACUGUGGAGUGCUUGAAGAAGUUCAACGCCAGGAGAAAACUCAAGGGGGCUAUCCUGACCACCAUGCUGGCUACACGAAACUUCUCAGCAGCCAGAAGUUUGCUGAACAAGAAGCCUGAUGGUGUGAAGAUUAACAACAAAGCCAACGUAGUAACCAGCCCCAGAGAGCCUGUCCCCACUCCUGCACUGGAACCUCAAACCACUGUUAUCCACAACCCCACUGAUGGAAACAAGGAGUCCUUAGAGAGUGCUAACACCACCAUUGAGGAUGAAGAUGUGAAAGCUCGUAAGCAGGAGAUCAUUAAAGUCACAGAGCAGCUGAUAGAGGCCAUCAACAAUGGAGACUUUGAAGCCUACACGAAGAUCUGUGACCCAGGCCUUACCUCUUUCGAACCCGAGGCCUUAGGCAACCUGGUGGAAGGGACCGAUUUCCACAGGUUCUACUUUGAGAACGCCCUGUCCAAGGGGAACAAGCCCAUCCACACCAUCCUGCUGAACCCGCACGUUCACCUGAUCGGCGAGGACGCCGCCUGCAUCGCCUACAUCCGGCUGACGCAGUACAUGGACGGCAGCAGCAUGCCCCGGACCAUGCAGUCCGAGGAGACCCGCGUCUGGCACCGCCGCGACGGCAAGUGGCAGAACAUCCACUUCCACCGCUCCGGCUCGCCCACCGUACCAUCCAAGUAAGCUGAGAGGAAUCUUCAGCAUAGAGCGACUCAAGCGAAGACUUUGUGUCUGCUGACUCCUGCCUACCUAUCUGGCGUCUGCCAUGUCCACCACCCCUCCCAAUCACGCCUCUCCCAACUCCGCCCAUCUGACCCCAGAUUGUUGUUUACACAUCACCGCUGGUUGAGAAGCCAGCAGAAAAUCAUGACGCUGCCAUUCUUAAUGUUCACCCCGAAUCCACCCUUUUUGUGUCAUUGUGCGACGCUUUACAUGGUCCACUACAUGACUGGAUGUUUAUCAGAGUUGUGUCUUUUUAAUUUCUUUUAUUAUUUUUAAGGCUUUUCUCUUAUUUUUUUUGGUAAGUUGAAUACAUUGUUUUUUUUUUUUAUUCAUACUUAGGCAAAUGCAUAACCACCAGAGCCACUGAGGAUAUGUGAAGUGUUAAAUCACAGUUCCUGUUCAUUGUUGAAUGUCAACAAUAUGGUAAAAAAUCAUUCUCUUCCCUCAUUUAAUCUCAUCUGAAAACAGAACAGUCACCCCUGGUGACUUUUCUGAACCAAGAUCACAUAUAGAUAAGAGUAUUCUUCUUUGAUUAGAAGCAACCGUGUCAAAUUCACUUGCAUCAAUGCACAAGCUGGACCAGAUUGUUCUUCAUCGAUCAGAAUGAUCGGUUUCAAAAAGAAAACUUUAUCGAUCAGGGUUAUCUCUGUGGCGUGAUACCAAGGCAGUUUGCUUACUUGUGUCAUUUCACAGUGAUCUGAAUUUACUUCUGUUAUUUGUAUGUGUCAGUUUGAGUGCAAUAUGACAAAUACAGAUUUUUAAGAGAAAAUAAAAAAAAGAGCUUGCUUAUGUGCUGGUGAUGUACAGAUUUUGUGAUUGAAGUAAACUGCUACUCUUGCUUACACUUGGAGUAUUACCAGUUUCAUGUUGACCAGCUGUUUUCUGUUUGCUCUUAACUGGUGUAUCAAGUUUACCUGGACUAUUACAAAAGAAAAAAAUAUAUAUUCUUCAAUGUUAAGAAAGAGUAAACAAGAAGCAUACAUUUUGCUAUAAUAUAUACUGUACGUGUUUGCCUAUACAUUAUCACAUUAAAUACUAUUUCUCAAAUGUUUUAAUGAUAAUAGAAUGUAACAUAUGAAUAUAUACAUAUACAUAUAGCCAUAGUUUGGCACAUGGAAAGGUGUUUUAAGUCAGACCAAGAUAUUUAUCUUUUUGGUAAUUGUGAACUUUAUUGGUUGUUGAUUUGCUUUUUUCACUUUGGUAAAUUUAAUUCUGUUUGGGUUUUAUUAUUAUUUUUUAACACUGUGUAAUUGAUUGGUUUUCCUAAUCAUAUGUGAUCCAUUUACUUUGGCCCUUCGUUAUUGAUUGAGUUUGUCUGGGGAUACGCUUUGUGCAGCAGCGAAGUAUAAAAUUCCAAUGCAUGAUCCCCUUUUGACCCCUUACCCCCCCAGCCGAAAAAACAUAACCCUAUAGCCCACCCCCUCCUAACAAGCACCUUUGGCUAAUCCUUUGUAUAAUGUGGACCUCUGUGUUCGUUAUUUGAUUUAAGGCGAUGUUGUUAAUGAUGACUUUGAUGUUUUAUAUUUGGGGGAAAAGGUAUAGUUAUUGAGUCCAAUGGAAUCACUCAGUUUGAAUCAUUUUUUGUAGGUAGUGCUUUGCUUAAAUAUGAGUGUGUCGAGCCAUGUCAUUUUGCCAAUAAAGUUGUGUGGAGAUAAGGGGUUAAAAAGCAUUAAGAUAAUUCGUUUUUUUUCCCUGUAAAUUGCUGGUGUGACAUCAUUGUUGUUUAUUAAACAAGACUAAUUAGAUGUGGCAUUUGGCAUUUUUAAUAUCUAAGAUGGAAUAUAUAUUGUAGAAUAUGUCAAGUUGGUCUUCCACAAGGAUUUCUUAGGAACUUGAUGCCUGUACUGUCUUCAUUAUGAUGGCACAAUAAAGUUAUUGUUCUCUCAAAAAACAUUUUUCCCCCUCUUCUAAGUUUUGGAUAACAGCAGUGCACCAUUGGGCAUGGUGUAUAUAGAACAUGCCAUUAAAGGACUGAUUGAUAUAUUUAAGAAAUGAUAAUAAAAUGUGUGAAUUUUGCUGA